GGGCGAGGCCGCUUCCGCUCAGCACUGGCCGCGCGUCGCCGCUGCUGAGGCCGCUGAGCCGCCGCCGCCGCCCCAGGCCCCUGUCCCGGUCCCGGUCUCGGUCGGAGCCGCCGCCUCCGGACCGGCCCCGCCAUGUCGGCCCAGGCACAGAUGCGGGCCCUGCUGGACCAGCUCAUGGGCACGGCCCGGGACGGUUCAGUGUAUCUUUGCCUGCCUACAUCAAUCUGCAAGGGAGUUGCAGAAAAGCCUCAUGUUCAUCGAGCCGAGAUGAAACCAGACAAAGGGUGAAGUUUACAGACGAUCGUGUGUGCAAGAGCCACCUUCUGGAUUGCUGUCCCCAUGAUAUCCUGGCUGGAACACGGAUGGACCUGGGAGAAUGUACAAAGAUCCAUGACUUGGCUCUGCGAGCAGAUUAUGAGAUUGCAAGUAAAGAGAGAGACCUGUUUUUUGAGCUGGAUGCAAUGGAUCACCUGGAAUCCUUCAUUGCAGAGUGUGACAGGAGAACAGAACUGGCCAAGAAACGCUUGGCUGAGACACAGGAAGAGAUCAGUGCUGAAGUGUCUGCAAAGGCAGAGAAAGUACAUGAGCUGAAUGAAGAUAUUGGAAAACUCCUAGCUAAAGCUGAACAGCUGGGAGCUGAAGGAAAUGUUGAUGAGUCUCAAAAGAUCCUGAUGGAAGUGGAGAAAGUCCGGGCGAAAAAGAAAGAGGCAGAGGAAGAAUACAGAAAUUCAAUGCCUGCAUCCAGUUUCCAGCAGCAGAAGCUGCGUGUGUGUGAAGUCUGUUCAGCAUAUCUGGGUCUCCAUGACAACGACCGGCGUCUUGCUGACCACUUUGGAGGCAAAUUACACUUGGGUUUCAUUCAGAUUCGUGAGAAACUGGAUCAGCUGAGGAAAACAGUGGCAGAAAAGCAAGAGAAGAGAAACCAGGAUCGUUUGAGACGGAGAGAGGAGAGAGAACGAGAGGAGAGGAUGGGCAGACGGUCUGGAUCAAGAAAUAGAGAUCGUCGAAGAUCCCGCUCUCGGGAGCGGAGGCGGCGACGCUCCAGAUCAGCUUCCCGGGAACGGCGGAAGUCGCGCUCGCGCUCCCGGGAGCGGCACAGGCGCCACCGGAGCCGCUCCCGCAGCCACAGCCGAGGGCACCGCCGCGGCUCCAGAGACAGGAGCUCAAAACACAAAUCUUCUAGAGAUCGAUCUUCAAGAGAAAAGUCCCGAGACAGAGAGAGGAAAGAGAAGAGCUCUUCUGAGAGGCGGCACGAGAGCACAAAUGGCAAAUCUCGUUCCAAGAGGUCAGAAGAGAGAGAAGCUGGCGAGAUCUGAACUCAAAAUGAUCUGUGUUGCACUGUAAAUAUCUGAUAAACAUUCUACACAAAGCCUAAAUUUCCCAUUUAUAUUUACUGAAUACAACUCAUCUUUUGUAGUUUGGGAUUUUUAUUGUUUGGCAGAUAGCUGUGAGUUUGUAGAGACACAGAGUUACGUACUGUUUAACAGGAUUUUGUUUAAGUAGGAAUAAAUAAAUCUGGGUGGAUGGUUUUCAGUCCAGGCCAGUGUGGACACCCCAUGUUUGUCCUGAUGCAGCGAGUGCAGCACUCAGGGCCAUGCUGUGCCUGGAGCCCUGAGCUGCCCUGACCUUUGUAACGCUUCAGCCCUUCCCAAAAGUCCCACCUGACCCUCUGUGAGCACACCAGUAGCGCUGGUUCUCAACUAUAUUUUUUCCUUCUGUUUAUAUAUGUUAAAAGAAAAUUUAGAUUUUUUUUUUCCUUCCUUUUAGUACUUAGCCACCUCAUUUUUAUGUCUCCAGCACUUGAGAGUUGCUCCACUUGCCCAGCUAAGGCAAAACAGACAAAAUUUGGCCCUGAUCUAUUAUGAAAGUUGUUCAACAUUGAGGAUGACCAAAUGAGCCAAAACAUGUUUGUAAGCUGGGCUGAAGUCUGGUUUUAGUACCUUUACAGUUCAGAAAGUUGGUGUGAGCAAAGCAGUGGGAAACCUGGCUGGUUUCUUCUCUAGAGAAGCGCAGCCAUUUACUGCGCCCUCUGCAGUCAGAGCUUCCCCGCGGAGCUCCUGACCUGCAGACGGAAGCGUUGCUGUGUUUCCAAGGCCAGGCAGGCAGAACGUGCCGAGGGGACUCGGGCUGGAGCCCUGCAGUGUGUGUCCCUCCUGGGAGCGAGGCACAGCCGUGUCCCCACGCGUGCGGGAGGCUCUGCCUGCUGUCACUCGCUGAUUUGUACCUCGGUUUGUUUCCCACGAGGGCGGGAAGGCGCCUGGCUGUGCCAGCCCCAUCCGCGACACCCAUUGUGGGAAUGGCGUGAGCGCAGCGCUGUCCCCCGCCGAGCCGGGCGCCUCUCGCUGGCUCGGUGAGGCGGUUCAUUAACUGCCGCCAUUAAUUGCCAUUCCCAGGGGCGGCUCCGGCCGGCGCUCCCCCCUCUCUCCAUUCUCUCCCUCCCCACGAACGCGGCUCCGGUUCCGCCGCGGUGCUCCCCUGGUGUCAGUCCCUAGUGCAUGCCCCCCUUCCCUGUCCGUUUUUACAAUUAAUUCCGCGGUUUCACGUGCUGUUUUUGUAACCUCCGUGUGGGGCGCGGGGGGCGGCGGGCGCGCGCUCGGGGUGCCUGUACGUGCCUGUGCUGUUCUCCCGCGGUCUGAGCGCAUUAAAGAUCUGUGUUUGUGGCU
Molecule: messenger RNA, 2663 nt
Organism: Oenanthe melanoleuca
Lineage: Eukaryota; Metazoa; Chordata; Aves; Passeriformes; Muscicapidae
Gene: LUC7L
Product: LUC7 like
Exons: 11
Coding region: 363-1316 (317 amino acids)
Biological process (GO): mRNA splice site recognition
Cellular component (GO): U1 snRNP; U2-type prespliceosome
Molecular function (GO): mRNA binding
Source: RefSeq, a predicted model, not a curated record